This is a messenger RNA of Cryptotermes secundus, 564 nucleotides long. RefSeq names its product UPF0746 protein DDB_G0281095-like. Lineage: Eukaryota; Metazoa; Arthropoda; Insecta; Blattodea; Kalotermitidae. The transcript has 3 exons. The record is from RefSeq and is a predicted model, not a curated record. Bases 1 to 564 code for a protein of 187 amino acids.
AUGCAGAAACAGAAGAAGCAGAAGCAGAAGAAGCAAAAGCAGAAGAAACAGCCAGAAUCAGUCAGGAGCAGCAGAAACAGUCAGAGGCAGAAGCAAAGCAGGAGAAGCAGACAGAAGCAGAAUAAGCAGAAGAAGGAGCAGCAGCAGAAGCAGAAGCAGAAUAAGCAGAAGAAGGAGCAGCAGCAGAAGCAGAAGCAGAAUAAGCAGAAGAAGGAGCAGCAGCAGAAGCAGAAGCAGAAUAAGCAGAAGAAGGAGCAGCAGCAGAAGCAGAAGCAGAAUAAGCAGAAGAAGGAGCAGCAGCAGAAGCAGAAGCAGAAUAAGCAGAAGAAGGAGCAGCAGCAGAAGCAGAAGCAGAAUAAGCAGAAGAAGGAGCAGCAGCAGAAGCAGAAGCAGAAUAAGCAGAAGAAGGAGCAGCAGCAGAAGCAGAAGCAGAAUAAGCAGAAGAAGGAGCAGCAGCAGAAGCAGAAGCAGAAGAAGCAGGCAGAAGAAGUCAGAAGCAGGCAGAAGCAGUCAGAGUCAGAAGCAAAGAAACAGAAGCAGAAGAAACAGAAUCAGAGCAUAUGA